Molecule: messenger RNA, 1677 nt
Organism: Wyeomyia smithii (pitcher-plant mosquito)
Lineage: Eukaryota; Metazoa; Arthropoda; Insecta; Diptera; Culicidae
Product: transcription factor grauzone-like
Exons: 2
Coding region: 168-1628 (486 amino acids)
Cellular component (GO): nucleus
Molecular function (GO): DNA-binding transcription factor activity; zinc ion binding
Source: RefSeq, a predicted model, not a curated record
UGGUUGGUCACUGGCAGCAGUUCGCGUUUGUUUUCUGUAUACUUUCCUGUUGUGGAGCUGAGAUGAAAUAAAAUUCACUAUUUUUAUUCGGUACAGUUUAUUAACUGUUAUUAAUUAUUCAAAAAUUGUAUUGCUAUUUGUCUGCCGAAUUAAUCAUUGUACAUUCAAUGGAACAGGAUACUAAACUAUGCCGUUUGUGUUUGGGUUCCACUAUGGAAUCGAACGGCACAUCGAUUAAGGACGUGGAACUAUCUGUAAAAUUGAAUGUUGUGUUCAAUUUUGAAUUUACCAACUGUGAUGUACUACCUCAGAGUGUUUGCGUCGAAUGCUUAUCAAAGGUAUCGGAUUAUUACAAUUUCCAUGAAAUGGUUCGUUCAAAUCAGAAGCAAAUAAACUUCUCCGCUGAAAUUGUUGGUUCGCCUUUACUAAUGGAUAUCAAAACAGAUAUUAUGGUAGUUGCUUCAGCAAUAGAGGAUAACCAAAAUUUGAUCCAUAAACCGUACUUAGAUUUAUAUCAGGAUACGGAGAAAGAUCCUGACGAAGAAGCAAUCGGUUUCAACAAAUCUGAACUUGUAGACGAUGAGUGUGACAAAACACCGCCCAGGACUCGAAUGCGAAGCCUUAAGCUAAAAAAUAAAUAUAACCAACAUAAGGAAAAAGUGAGCAGUAAUAACGAUGAAAAAAUAAGAAAACUAGACGAAGAGAACAAAAAAAUUCGAGAAUUUUUUACGAUGAAAUGUGAUAUAUGUUUGGAAACAUUUGUUACAUUUGAUAGAUUACAACGACACACUAGAAAACAGCACAAUUCUCGCGGAAGCAUCAAAUGUUGUAAUCGCGUCUUCUAUAAAAAAUGUAGAAUUAUCGAUCACAUCAAUUUUCAUUUGAACCCUGGACGGUUCCACUGCGACAUCUGUAACAAAAAUUACAACGAUAAAUACUAUUUAGAUCUGCAUAACCAAAAGAAGCACAAUACGGAAAUAGAAAAACCAUUUAAAUGCGAUAAAUGCGGUCAAAAUUUCGUCAGAGAAUACCUCCUGAAGGCUCACGCAACAACGCACGUCCAAGCGGAAUGUGUCAUUUGUCACAAGAUCCUCGCAAACGCAUCUACUUUGCGCACUCACAUAUUAAAUAUGCACAGUGACGAUUCGAAGCAUAUCUGUGAUAGUUGUGGCCAAGAAUUUCGUACCAAAUUGGCCAUGGAACGGCACAUCAAAAUUCAUUUAGGAAUAAAUCCGAUCGAGCGAAUCCAGUGCCACAUUUGUAGUAAAUGGGUCAAUGGAAAACCUAACUUAAAAUUGCACAUUAAAACGGUACACAAUGAAGAGAAUCAGGCCGUUGCUUGUGAUAUUUGUCAGCAGGUUUCUCCAAAUCUACGUGCACUAAGCAGUCACAAACGGCGAGUGCAUGUAGAGGAAAAGUUCGAAUGUGAAUUUUGUGGGAAAAAAUUUAAACGGAAAAUUUAUCUAAAGGAGCAUCGCGCAUCGCACACAGGCGAGACCCUUUACUCGUGUAAUAUAUGUGGUAUGACCACAAAUUCUAAUGCUAAUCUAUACUCGCACAAAAAAAGUAAACAUCCGGAUGAAUGGAGGGAGGCAAAAAAGAAAGCUCUAGCAGCCGCAUAUGGAUGAUGAAGUACGUUAAUGUUGUUGAAAGAUUUUCUAUCAAAAUUUUCAAAAA